Messenger RNA from Fragaria vesca subsp. vesca, 2238 nucleotides. Its product is annotated as leucine-rich repeat extensin-like protein 4-like. Gene Ontology annotation, molecular function: protein binding. The transcript has a single exon. Bases 664 to 2238 code for a protein of 524 amino acids. The record is from RefSeq and is a predicted model, not a curated record. NCBI's taxonomy places the organism in Eukaryota, Viridiplantae, Streptophyta, Magnoliopsida, Rosales, Rosaceae.
GGUUCUGACCUUACUUGAAGCCUGACCCGACCCAAUGGCCUAAAGCCCUACUCAAACUCUCGGGGUUAGGUUAUGAUAGUAGUAAAUGGUAAUCUGAGGUUGGUAAAAGUUACACGCCCAAUCAUGACUCAGCCCUUUAGACACUUUAGUCUAACUGAGAGUGAAAAUAGCAGUAAGACUCACUCCAUCCAGUGUGUUGUACAAUUGUCUAACUAUUUCUCUUAAAACUCUCAUAUCAGCAACUAAUUUCCGAGAGAAUUUCUUGUUCCAUGACCAUCUGAUCACAUAAAAGUGGGUCUCCAGUACAUGUUCUAAUCACGAAGUCACAAAAUUAACAAACUACAAUAAGGUUUAGGAUCUUUGAAGAUUUCCCAUGACCACAAUCACAAUCUGUCAAAGAGUUGAUCAGGUCCGUUUGAUGAGAAAGGGGCGCGAACUGCCCCCAGAAAACUGUGCUUCUGUUCCAGCAAUCUCAGCUGCAACAAAGUUAUCUUUUCACAAGCUUUGCACGCGCUAAAAAAAUGUGCCUAGUUUAAAACCAUUGCACUGAGCAGUCAGCAGUGCCUAGGUUUUUUUCCAACUCUACAGUCCACCCUUCUUCAUCUUUCAUAUAUUAAGCAAAGGUUUAAACAGCAGAACCCUAUAGAUGUUCUCUUGCAUGUGAUGAAGAGAAAGACUGAUCACACUCACAUUGUUCUCAUACUCUUCUUUUGCAUCAGCAGUGCUACUACUGCCCAAGAACCCCAUAUUUCUUAUGAUGCAGGCUUAAUAAACUCGCACAUCAAGCAAAGGCAGCUCCUUCAUUACAAAGACAAUAAUUGUUCCAGAGGCGAGACUGUCACAGUGCCACCCUCACUUGUUUUUCCCAACCCGAGAAUCAGGACUGCCUACAUUGCCCUCCAAGCAUGGAAGCAAAUAGCCAUGCUCUCAGACCCUCUGGGAUACACGGCCAACUGGGUUGGUUCCAAUGUCUGUAACUACACUGGAGUCUUCUGUGCUCAAGCUCUCGAUGACCCAACAAUAGAAACAGUUGCUGGCAUCGAUCUAAACCAUGCUGACAUUGCUGGGUACCUCCCAGUAGAGCUUGGCCAUCUUUCGGACAUUACAUUGUUUCACGUCAACUCCAAUCGUUUCUGUGGCACUGUCCCAAAGAGUUUCAGCAAGUUAAAGCUUCUUCAUGAGCUUGAUCUAAGUAACAACCGCUUUGCUGGGAAAUUCCCUCUUGUACUUCUUCAACUGCCAGCACUUAAAUACCUUGACAUUCGGUUCAAUGAAUUUGAAGGUAGAAUUCCCAAGAAACUGUUUGAUAAGCAUCUUGAUGCCAUCUUCCUCAACGACAACAGAUUCACCCAUGAACUACCACAUAAUUUAGGAAACUCGCCCGUCUCAGUUAUUGUUCUUGCAAACAAUAAGUUCCAUGGAUGUUUACCGGCCAGCCUGGGUAACAUGUCCAAGAACUUAAACGAGCUGAUACUCACUAGAAGUGGGUUAUACUCCUGUUUGCCAGAUGAAAUAGGAAAGCUCAAGAAUCUUACUGUGCUCGAUGUGAGUCAUAAUGAUCUUAUCGGGGAGUUGCCACACGCACUAGGUGAAAUGUUGAGCUUGGAGGAGCUGAAUGUGGCUCAUAACAAACUUACAGGGACUAUACCAGGGAGCAUUUGUGGGCUUCCAAAUCUGAAAAAAUUUAGCUUUCAGGACAACUUUUUCACAGGUGAGCCACCAAUGUGUUUAGAUUUGGAGCAGUUUGAUGAUAGCAGGAAUUGUUUGCGGGAUAGGCCAAACCAGAGAUCCAUGUUGCAAUGUAAAUUGUUUUUGUCCAAGAGUGUUGGUUGUAGUUCUUUUGAAUGCCUACCAUCACUACCACCACCAUCUCCUCCUCAUUCGCCGCCACCACAACAUUCUACUCCACCACCGUCUUCUCCACCGCCUCCACCACUACAACCUUCUCCGCCGCCUCCAGUACACUGCGUUCGUGCUCCACCUCCACCCCCACCAAAUUCCCUGCCACCACCUCCACCAAGUCCACACUACAAUUCACCACCACCCCCGCCAUCCUCUCCACAAACAUCUCCUCCUCCCCCAUCUCCGCCACACCCUCCCCCACCACCAUCUCAUCCAAACCCGCCUCCACCGCCAAUUUAUUCUCCACCACCCCCUUUACCUCCUUGUAAAGAACCUCCUCCACCUCAAUCUCCACCACCAUGUCUGCAAUAUUCUCCACCACCUACUCCAGCAUGA